Molecule: messenger RNA, 2100 nt
Organism: Achroia grisella
Lineage: Eukaryota; Metazoa; Arthropoda; Insecta; Lepidoptera; Pyralidae
Product: alkylated DNA repair protein alkB homolog 8
Exons: 8
Coding region: 81-1892 (603 amino acids)
Biological process (GO): tRNA wobble uridine modification
Cellular component (GO): nucleus; cytoplasm
Molecular function (GO): tRNA binding; S-adenosylmethionine-dependent methyltransferase activity
Source: RefSeq, a predicted model, not a curated record
AGUCAAAACAUAUUUUAGGUUAUGUUGUGUAUUUACCAUAUAUUAUAGUACUUUUACUAUUAUAUUUUUUUUUGAAAAUUAUGGACGAAGAACAGAAAGCUGAAAGAAAGCGAAAGCGAUUUUCUGCACGCCUUAAAAGUUCAAAAGGCAUCGUUUGCACUGAAACACCUGGACCUAAUAUAAUACUAUGUAAUUCUGGCCAAGCCACUGGAUUGGAAAAAUCAUUCAUAACUAAACUCAUAAAAGAUUUGCCACAUACUAUAGAAGUUCCUAAGUUAAUAGCAGAGAAGGGAGAGUCAUACUCAUAUUUAGUGUUCAGUACAACUGAAACUGCUGUUACAUUUUUUAAUGCUUGCAAUGGUAUAGCCAAAAUUGAUUCAAAUGGCACGCCUCUCUAUAUGAGUUUUAUUGAAAAUGUACCUAGUAAUGAGUUUAUAUGUCACCAUGAUAACCCACAAGGUCUAUAUCUGUUAGACAACUUCAUAUCUAUAGACGAAGAAGAACUCUUGACAAAAUAUUUUGAUUGGGAGGAGGAUGAAUCUGGCAAUCUAAAGAACCGUCAAGUGAAGCAUUAUGGAUAUGAGUUCAGAUAUGGUACCAAUGAUGUUGACCUCAACUGCCCCUUGCCCGAGAAGGUGCCGGAAGUGUGCAAUGUUCUUUGGAGGCGGCUGAAGGAACAUGGAUUUGAUGUUGGAGUACCUGAUCAAUUAACGGUUAAUAAAUACAAGCCUGGACAAGGUAUACCAUCACAUGUGGAUACUCAUAGUCCAUUUGGUGAAACAAUACUGUCACUCUCACUCGGCUCUGCAGUAGUGAUGGAUUGGAGACAUCACAGCGGGAAGGCUGUGCCUAUAUUAGUGGAUCGAAGAUGCUUAUUGAUAAUGCAGGAUGACGCCAGGUAUGACUGGCAACAUGGCAUCCAACCCCGCACAUGGGAUCCUAUAAUCGAAUCACGAUCAAUACAAACAGGAAAUAAUAGCAGACUUGUCAAAGUUAUCACUAAUGAUACGGUGCCCAGACAAACCAGGAUAUCUCUGACAUUCCGAUGGACCAGAUCCGGACCAUGCCAGUGUAGCUAUAAGAUGUUAUGUGACAGUGCUGAGAAAGUCAAUUCUAAUGAUAUUGGUAAUGAAUUGGCAUCAAAUUUAGAAGAAUUGCAUGUACACAAGGUGUAUGAAGAAAUAGCCAGCCACUUCAGCACGACGCGGCACAAGCCGUGGCCGAAAGUGGUGGAGUUUGUGGAGGGGCUGGCCCCAGGGUCUGUUCUGCUCGACCUCGGUGCCGGUAACGGGAAGAAUAUCAUGCGGAGAUCUGAUAUCUUGCAGAUAGCUGGCGAGCGUAGUAGUGGUCUUCUUCAUGAAUGCAAGCAAUAUGUACAAAAUGUUCCCGGAGCAGACUGUUUACGUCUCGACUUGCUGUACCCCGGGUUGAAGCAUUCUUGCGCCGAUGUCAUUAUAUGUAUAGCCGUUAUUCACCAUUUUAGUAGCAAAACGAGGAGAGUGCAAGCAAUUUCUGCUAUAUCAAAUCUCCUUCGACCGGGCGGUCGGGCGCUCAUCACCGUAUGGGCCAAAGACCAAACGAAAUCAAAUUACCUCUGCAAGUCCAAACUCAAUAAAACAGAGAACGAGCACCAUGUCACUGUUGGUGGUUUAAACUUACCCAUCCAUGAGAACCGAACUCAGUUCCAACACAACGACCUACUAGUACCGUGGAAAUUAAGACAUAAACAUGACAACAAACUGUCAGACAAGCCGGAAAGCACACUGUUAAGAUAUUACCACGUGUUCGAAGAAAAUGAAUUAAGAGACUUGUGCGAAGAAGUGCCUCAAUUGAGUGUAGUCAGUAGUUUUUAUGAGGAAGGCAAUUGGUGUGUUAUAUGUGAAAAAAUAUAGACAGUAAAAACGUGUUAUUCUUUAUUUUUUUAAUUGAAAAUAUACAAUUGAUCUACAAAAUUAAAAAAAGACGACUAUAAAAAUUCUAUACAAAACAAUGUGUACAACAAUGAUCAUUAUAAGCCUGCGCAUACGCAUACGCACUAAUACUGAAUGACUUUCUUUACCGUACGCAAAAAAUGUUGAAUAAGAGAUACACUAGGGUUAU